Messenger RNA from Nilaparvata lugens (brown planthopper), 4241 nucleotides. Its product is annotated as O-phosphoseryl-tRNA(Sec) selenium transferase. Gene Ontology annotation, biological process: conversion of seryl-tRNAsec to selenocys-tRNAsec; selenocysteine incorporation. The record is from RefSeq and is a predicted model, not a curated record. Bases 286 to 1929 code for a protein of 547 amino acids. Lineage: Eukaryota; Metazoa; Arthropoda; Insecta; Hemiptera; Delphacidae. Gene Ontology annotation, molecular function: tRNA binding; O-phosphoseryl-tRNA(Sec) selenium transferase activity. The transcript has 10 exons.
UCGUCUGCAGACAUUACAGUUUCAUCAUGAGCAAAGGCUGAGGUUGGCCCUUGGCCAAAUAAAUGGUGAAUAAUUAAAUUGUAUAUAAAGACAAAUAUUUAUCAUUCAAUUCUCAACGUAUUAGAAAGAUUGCUGUGCAAUUUGCGAAGUGGUUCAACUCAAAUUGACAAAAGACGAGCUAUUGUGAUGACACGAAACAACCCCACGCAAUGAUGGAGAAUUAGCAGAGUUGGACACUGCGUGGUGACUAUUUUGGAUUGGGAUUAGUGUGUUAUUGUUUUAGCGAUGAAUAGUCAGAGCUUCACAUUAGCUGAGCGUUUGAUUCCGGCCACCUACCUCCAGCAAGCGGCUUCGUCGAAAAAAGCCCGCGAGAAUCUAAUCAGGUUACUCAUAGAACAGCGUAAAUGGCCGGAAGAAGGCUGGGACGAUGCGACGAUUGAACUGUUUCUGGCCGACCUGGCUCAAAUGGAUAGCAACAACUUCCCCGGCAAUUGCGGCAUUGGCGAGCGGGAAGCACGAUUCGCGUCCGCGCUGGUAGCAAGACGCCAUUACAGAAUGGGCCACGGUAUUGGCCGGUCGGGGGACAUAGGCGAGGUUCAACCCAAGGCAGCCGGCUCCAGUCUCCUUAUUAAGCUAGCUAACGCACUACUACUCGAUACUAUUAGGUUUAUGGGUGUUAAUAAUUCGGCCGGCUGUUUUAUGAUCCCGAUGGCGACUGGGAUGAGCCUUGUGCUGUGUAUGCUGACGAUGAAGCAAGAACGACCCGGAGCCAAGUUUGUGCUCUGGUCACGCAUCGACCAAAAGUCCUGUUUCAAGUGCAUUAUUACUGCUGGCCUGCAGCCAAUCAUAAUCGAGACAGUGGUGGUGGGGGAGGAGCUGCGCACAGACACACAGGCCCUGGAGACGCAGAUGGCUACCCUGGGCUCGGACAACAUCGUGUGUGUGCUCUCCACAACCAGCUGUUUCGCGCCGAGAGCGGCAGACAGCUUGGAGCAGAUUGCGCUGCUCUGCAGUCGAUACAACAUUCCGCAUCUCGUCAACAACGCUUACGGCCUGCAGAGCACCAGGCUUAUGCAUCUCAUACAGGAGGCGGCUAGGAAAGGGAGAGUCGAUGCCUUCGUUCAGAGCACUGACAAAAAUUUCCUAGUUCCGGUUGGAGGUGCCGUCAUUUCUGGUUUUGAAAAAGGACUGCUCGAAAAAAUUGCAAAAAAUUAUCCAGGCAGAGCAUCGGCGUCGCCAGCGAUGGACGUGUUUGUGACGCUGCUGUCGCUGGGCGUGAAUGGCUACAAGCAGCUGAUUGGCCAACGCAAGGAGAUGUACAAGUAUCUGAAGGAGGAGCUGGCCAAGGUGGCGCACAAACACCAGGAGCGGCUGCUCGACACCAAGAACAAUCCCAUCUCUAUAGCGAUGACACUGACUUCACUGACUGGCGGCGACAGCAAGCGCAUUUCAAUGCUGGGCUCGAUGCUGUUUCUGCGCUGUGUGUCCGGUACAAGGGUUAUCACCGGCGUUGAGCUCAAAGAGGUUGCCGGCUACAAGUUUGAAGGGUGGGGCGCGCACUACUCCAACUACCCGACACCCUACCUGACGGCGGCGGCCACUCUGGGCAUGCGCAAGUCCGACGUGGACCUGUUUACGCAUCGGCUGGACAAAGCGCUGAACAAGCUGAAGGGACGCUCACAACCUGCCACGCCCACAUCUGUCGAAGAACUGACGACGAUGAGUGGCGGGGGUCGCAGGUCGGCGGGAGGGGGAAGCAGUCGCAGCGGCGCAUGCGCGGCGAGGGGCGGCGAUGGAGGGGAGGGCCCCAGCAGCAGGAGCGGUGGUGGGGGGAGCGCUAUCAAUGGGGAGGGUGGUGGCGGGGCGGGUGCGGAAGGCAGCAGUGCGGGAACCUCGUUGGCAAGUAGUAAGGAUAGUUUGCGCAAGUGAUGAUAGGCGGUGGACGGGUGUCCACGAGUGUCCAAGGUGGGCUGGUAGCUGAUCAGAGUGUAGCUAAUAAUGCCAGUGCCAGUGUUCACACAUUGCCAGAAAGUUCGGCUGAAAAAUACUGUAGUUUCUGUAGUUUUAUCUGCUGCUCUUUUAUGGCCUAUGAAAACAAUACUACUUAAUAACUAUAACUAUUGACAAUAUGAAUAAAUGAAUUUAUUUCCUACAAUAAAAAUAUUUACAAUUGGACAAUGAACAAUUCCAUUCAAACAUUAAUUGAAUUUGAGGUUAUACAAAGCUGACUUUCAAAUCAGCUGAAUCUGAAAUAGAUAAGAACACCAUGGCUGUCUGUUCUACUUUUUCACAGUAAUUUUUUUCUAAACGGUUCACAGAUAGUGAUGUUCACAAUAGUGGUAGCUCAAAAAUGGAACAUUGUUUUGAUAGGCCUUAUAAGAAUGGCAGGAAAAUGACAGAAACAGUUUGUGUUUCAGACUGUCUGUUUUUCCUGUCAAACGUUCUAUGUGUUGAAACACUCCUAUAAAAACUGAUAGUACUCUUUUUCUGUCAUAUUAAGCAGAAUUUAUGGGAAAGCACCCCUUUAGUUAGUCUUAACUUUUGAGAUUAUACAGCUAUACAUUUUGAAAAAGCUAAAAGUCAAACAUCUUGAAAAUUUUUGAAAGAUAAAUUGUUUGCUACCUCCAGCAAAACUAUCACCCUGGUAUACCAGCCCACCACUAAAUUACUACAAAUAGAUACAUUAUGUCUAGUGAAUACUGUCGGCUAUAAGGUCGCAUGCCACAUGCAUAGGCGCACGUAAGAGGCAUGCCUCAAGGGGCAAGUGGAAAGGCAAGCUGCACUAGUGUAUGGAAUGAACAUUUUCAAUAGUUGGAAAUUGUUGUGGGCUGACUUUGAAGUUGAAAUAUGGACAAAUAUCUGAUAUUGCCAACGUAUUUUCAUCGUCGCACUGAGGCAAAGUGAGGAAUGGUUUUUGAUUAAUUUUGUUUGAGAUUAAUUAAUUUUUGGAGAAGAUCACCUCUGAUUGACUUGAUUUCAAGAAAAAACUAAAGCUUCACUUAACUGCUAAUUAGCUGAGCUUUAUUUUAAAUUGCUUUUUGAAAAGAAACUAAAGCUAUAUUAAACUUAUAAUUGCAGAGCUUUAGUCCAAAUUGCUUUUUGGAAGUGCUGUAUUGUAAUGAACAUUUCUAUUAUUGUAGUUGUUGUUUAUUACUUUCAACUGGAGCUAGAACAGAUCUAGAUUGUAGAUUGCUCUUCAAGUUGCAUCAAUCUAUUCUUCUACUGGCUCACAACGACUAGAUUGCUUUAAGCAACAUCCAAAUACGGGUCUCGCACAGUUUAAAGUCUUAGGUAAUAAUGCUACUUCAAAUAAAUCAUGGAAGUUUAGAACUGAUAUUAUGGAACCACUCCCUCAAGUAAAUUUGUGUGUUGCCUUUUUCUGUAGAAAACACGAAAUAUUUCUGCUGAGGAUGAUGAAUAUUAUUAAAACAAUUUUCUUAAUGAAAACAAGACACAUUCCUCGCUUAGCUUCAGUUGGAUGCCAACAGUGUGUGUUAGAUAAAGCCGAUUGCACAAAUAGAACAAACGCUGAUCAUCUGAGAUCAAAACUUGAUUGACGAUUAAAAUUGGCUCGCUUCGCACGUUGUUGUGUUGACAAUUUUAGAAUUAUGCUGCUCAUCGUCAUCAUAAUCAUCAUCAUCGUCGUCGUCGUCAUACACUUGUCAUCAUCAUUAAGAAAAAAAUGGAACUAAUUGUUGUUUUUGUGAAGGAGAGACUCACCACAAACAUAAAUGUAAAUACAUGAAGAGAAAACCAAUCAAUGCAUAACAUUGUUAAUACAUACAUUCCUUAGAAAACUAUACAUAAUUGUAGUCAUGCACCAAUGCAACCGAGCACUACACAAUAAUAAUAAUUAACUACGAUUACUAUUAAUUAUAAAGUACGAUUAGUAAUAAACUAUGUAAGACCAUGAGCUGAAGUAGAGCAACAAAAAUAAUAUGGUUGUUAGAUGAAAGCAAGCAUUCCAGUAGGUUGGUGAAAAUAUUAGAAUUUAAGAAGUUUUAGAUUUUGCAAAUGGAUUUGUCGCUGAAAUGUUUGCGAUUCAAAAAUAAUGCAAGCUAAACGUGAAGCUGACCUCAACUUUUGAAUUUUCUCGUGUAGAAAUCGUUUGUGUGUGUGCGUACGUGUGUGUGCGGAUCUAUUUUAGUUGAAUGAUUAAUUAUUUUCAUUUUUAAACAAUAAUUGUUUCCAUUUAUAUUAUGUUCUGUUUCUUCUGUUACCUUACUUAUUUUCUUAUAGUU